This is a messenger RNA of Macrobrachium nipponense, 8821 nucleotides long. RefSeq names its product multivesicular body subunit 12B-like (gene Mvb12). Gene Ontology annotation, biological process: virus maturation; viral budding; regulation of epidermal growth factor receptor signaling pathway. The record is from RefSeq and is a predicted model, not a curated record. Gene Ontology annotation, cellular component: ESCRT I complex; late endosome. Lineage: Eukaryota; Metazoa; Arthropoda; Malacostraca; Decapoda; Palaemonidae. The transcript has 7 exons. Bases 152 to 1072 code for a protein of 306 amino acids.
GUAUCUGCUUUGAUAGCGAUUGUUAUUGACCGUUAGUAACAAAUAAGCACCACAGAAGCCAUUUUGAAAGCGUUUUGUCAUAUUAUUGUGUUUCAGAGACUGCAGUAGAGUGAGUCAUCAAGCGACGUUCUUAGAAACUGUGUGAGGUUGAAUGAUGCGUGAUUUAUACAAUGCCUUGCCACUCCCCGAUGAUCGCCCAAUUACAGCCGUAUGUGUAGUAGAGGAACUCGCUGGCUGUCCUCCAAAUUAUACUGCGGUAUCGAAGACCCAUGAUCAAGACAUAGAUGCAGAUCUUUACAAAGAUGGUUUCUUUAGGAGAGUCACUCGGUAUCUCUGCCACAGCAAAACGGAAGGCUACAUGGGUUAUGUUGUUGAACACGUUGUCAUUGUUAAUGAUAGAGACUCAAGGCCAGCUGGUUACACAAUUGUCGAGCAAACAAUUGAUACAAGUCAAAAGGCAUUCAAGAAAAAGCAGCUUUGUUAUAAGCAAGUUCCUCGAAAUAUGGCAACUCAGACAAUUACGGAUAUAAUUAUACUAAGUCGAUCGAAAGUAGCACCUGAAGGGUUCUCUUUAGUAGGUGAAAUGAAUGGCCUCUGCAUUUGUAUCAAACCUGGUCCUGCUCCUACACCACAAUACAAUAAGCCAGGUCAAACAUCAUCUUCACUGCCAUAUGGUGUGAAUCCCAAUGGAAGAGGAAGCAUAGGAGGAGGAGGUGGGGGAGGAGGAGGAGGAGGUCUGUAUCCUGGAUUGGGGCCUGCUCGACCAGCACCUGCUCCACCUGGUGGUAGUGUUAUGGGUCCAAGCCCUGCUCCACCAUUACCUCCCCGAAACCCACCAGCAUAUGCUUCUCCAACACAUCCAAGUCAUAGCACCAGUACUUUGUAUGGCCCUGGGCAUUCUGCACUGUUUGGUGUUCCAUUUGUUUUGAAUAAGAAGUAUGUGAAAUCGACCGACUCAAGCUCCGAUACUCUUCCAGCUGUAGUCAAGAAAAGUAAACAACAAAUUGAGGAUGAGUAUUACUACAGUUUUACUCUGGAGCAGGACAUAGUACAGAGACCCACCACCACGUAAAGUGAAUCAACAUUUUCACAUUUUUUCUUAAUUAUAUUUGUUCUUCUUUUAAUGACACAUUAAGUUAUGUUGAUAGAGGUGCCCAGGUAUUUGGUGCAUUUUGGCCCAUUUGUUUUAUGUCCAACUAAUUGGCCCUUAUAAUUUCAGUCUCAAAAUAGCAGGUGUGCCUCUUUUACUGUAUUACAGUAAGGUUUUUAUUUUAGGCGCAGUUUUGCUGUUUCUGUUAAAAGUACCAUUAUUAUUACAAAUACUGUAUUUUAACUAGAAAUACAAUAGUGGUAUAUGUUUGUGAUGUAAUCAACCUCUUAAACCUAUAAGAAUUACAUUCAGAGGCUGGUAUUGUAAAACUAUUGUUUGAGUAUUAGGGCUACAUUCAAGCUUGCAGUUGAGAUAGUAUUCUCUGUGUGGAUAGUUUUCUUAAACUAUCUUUGGUAAUGAUAAUUUUCAUAAUAAAAGACAAGGAAAAGUAUCACAUUCUAGCCAUUGUGAUGUACCCUCUUCCAUUAGAUACCACAUCUAAAAGCGCCUUUUCUAUUUUUAUUGCACGUGUAGCCUUCUUCUUAAGGAGAGCAUCUUGGGGCGUCUUUCCGUAACACUUCAAAGUUUGCAAUAUUUUAUUUGCUUUUUGUACAUCCUUUUUUGGGGGGAUUGUUAAACUGUGCCCUCUCCUGAGUUAAUGAAACCAUGUUGAUCACAGCAUAGGUCUAGUCAGAUCAUAGUUUGUGAUAAUAGACUAUGGUUUUAUACUCAAAUAAUGUUGUGGUUAGGAGGAAAUUAUUUAGAAAUUUCUUGAGGAAAUUUCUGUGCACCAAGUUAAUGCGUAAGUUGACUGUGUGAUGUUAAUUUUAAUGUAUCAUUCAAGAUUAUAGGGAAAGCCAACACAAACCAUAGGGAUAUUUAAUGGUAACAAGAUAUUGUCUUUAUUCUGUGUGGUCACUGGUGUAUCUCAUAACAAUUCAAACUUGAUAAUGAAACUAGGUUAACAGAAAAUGGAAAAUGACUCAUUCUUGAAAACAUUUAAAUUCACAGUUAGGAACAACUGGUUUAUUUCGUCACUUUAGUGAAAAGUCUUAUUUUGCAGUACUAUGUACAUUACGUAUUGAGUAGAACUUUGCUGCAGUGCAUGGUUUACUGUUAACUAAUCCAGUAUUUGAUAUCAUGCUCAGUUGUGGGAGCUACAAAGCUUUGCUCCAAAACAAGAAUUAAUGUAUUGUCUACUGUCAACUAAUCCAGUAUUUGAGAUCAUGCUCAGCUAAGAGAAACUACAAAGUUAUGAUGUUAGUGAAGCACUUUAGAUAUUAGUUAGAAUUUUCUAGCAUCUUGAAGAACCCUGUAGCCUUUGGGAUUUCAUUUAUUAGAUUACCGUUACCUCUUUGUAAGUAUUAGAAAUGGUCUCAAACCAUUGAUCAUUGUUUAAAUGCCAUUCAGUUGUCUUAAUUUGAAGUAGUAGAUAGCUAUAUACUGUAAUUUUCCUUGUUAUAUGCAAAGACUAAGAGAUACUGGAUGUUGUUGUGUGAAGGGGAACUCUGUUGAUUUUGUUUAUUUUUCACAAGAAGUUAUUUCUCUCACUAGAUAGAGGUUUAAUGUAUGAUUAGCAAAGGAGAGCUUAAAGUAUUGUCUGAGACAAAGAAUAGCUUCUGUUAUGCUUAUACAUAUACUACGGGAAAUUAAUUUAAUUUGUAAAUUCUGCAGUACUGCAAUUUGUUUUAAAUUUGCUGGAGUGUCAGGAGUUGAUCAUAUAUUUCACACUAAAUGCAAUUACAGGUGUAUUGAAGAUGUCAUAGUUGUAUAGUAGAUACUUUCAAAUAUGUAAUGGUAUGUUUUACUGAUUAAUGCAAUUGCUGUUUAUCAUUUCAUGAAUUUAUGUAAGCAUUUUUAGUACCUAUACGGAAGAAAACACUUUAUACAGCAUCUUUAAGAGAAAACAGGGUAAAUUGUUUAAUUGUUAAUACAUUUAUGAUGUUAUGACACCUCUACACUCUUCAUACAGAACAUCAAUGGUAUGGUGUGGGAUGACAUUGUUAUUUCUUAGUUUGAUGGUACUGUAAUAAGUUUAUAAAAGAAAAGUGAUGCUCUUUGGACUUGCCUUUAUAAUAUGUUUCUUCCAUUUCUUAUUUGUAAUUGUUAUAGCUUUGAUUUCAUCAUAAUUAUAGUGUAUCCAUGUGAAUGAGAAGCCUUUAGGUUUUACUUAUGCAUAUGCAGCUAGUUUAGACGUAAUUAAAAAAAAAAUCCGAAGACACAUUUCUGUAGCAAAACAUUGGUUAGAAUUGGGUAAAUCUCUUGUAUUGGGACCCUGUCUCACAUGGCCAAUACUCUCAAUCUAUUAUUUACUGAAAGAUAUUAAAGUCUGAUUGGUCUUACAUCUUUAUUUCAUGAUCCUAAGCUUUGUCCGUACUGUUCUUGAAAGCAGUAUUAAUAUUCACUUUGAGUAUUGCUGUUUAAUUUUUUCAUUUAAUGUUCACUUUGAGGAUCGCUGUUGAAGUCUUUGUUUUACUACUGCUCUGACUUGUCAAGAGACCAUACAGAUAUUCAGAUUGCUUGAAAAAGAUAGACAGGACUCCCAAAAAGCAGGAGAAAGUUACAACAAUCACUGGCUGCUAUUGUACAAGUUAAACAUUGGCACUUGAUGUGCCUACCCUUAACAUGUUCUACUAGCAUCAGUGAAAAUAGGAGGUUAACAUCUGUGGAACAUGAUUGUUAGUUGUAAUGUUUAUCUAGCUGGAAUAUUGUAUAAAUGAUUUGAAUGAAUUGUAAUUCUUACAUAUGGUAUAAUGUAUUUGCUUAAAUAUAUCAGAAGGUUUGUGGCAUCAGUUUCAUUAUAAGGCAGUAAAGAUAUGUGGUGAAAUCACAUAGGUAGUUGAAUGGUGGUGCUUUUUGUUCAUUAGAUAAGCAUAUUUACAUUAUAAUAGGGAUUAGUAGCAAUGUUGACAAAUCAGUCAAGAAAAUUUUACACAUUUAUUUUUUUUAUUAUAAUUUUCAUGUAAUUACCAGAUUGCUUUUCAAAUAUUGAGUCAAUGGUCUUUAUUCAAUUUUAAAGAAAAUCGAAGCUUCUUGGUUUCCAAUCUAGUUAUUUUAUUUCAGUAUGAGGUUUAUUUCAUUCCUUUGAGUAAAAAAAUUGCAAUUUGUUAGUGUUGUUUUAGGUCUGUUUUUAAUAUUAAUCACUAAAUGAGGAGAAAGUGAAUCAAUAUUUUACCAUUAGCAUUUUUGGCUUGGUCAUGUCUCGUAUGUUGAUUUUUGGAAGUUAAAUGAAGAAUAAUGAUUAGAUGUAUUUGGGAGAAUGUGUUCUUGGUCUCUGAUAGUUUUGGGAGCCAAGUACACUACUAGUGUACUAGUAGUUUAUUCUGUUUGGAUAAUUAUUUUUUACUUGAGGAUUUAUUUAUUUAAAUUGGACUGACUUCACUGCACAAACUACUUAUUAAUUUAAUUCUUGAUACCUUUUCCAGUUUCCUACACCCCGAGCUCAGGAUACUUGCUCUCUCCUUUUACUUUGUUGAUCCUUUGAGCUAGUGUAAAUGACUAAAGAAGAAUUUUUUUUGCCACAGAACUUCUUGUUUAUCAAUUUGUUGUAUUGGUGUUAAGGGCUUUUGUUGGUGGAUCUUGUUUGACACAGUAACACACAAACUAGUGUUGUGCUGUUCAUCAUUAUGUGAAACCUCAUGGAUAUGGCAUUGAUGGAAAAGGCUAAAGUUAUGUGACCCAUUAAGCAUUCAUAUCUUAGAAAAAAUAAAUGGAAGUUUACAUUGUCCAUAUUCUCGCACGUUCUCAUUCAAAUUUAAAAUUACUGUUAUUUUAACAAGCAAUAUGUAAUAUUCUCCACCUUGAAAAACUUCCAUUGACAUUAGUUAUAAUCUUUUACCGUGUGUAACCUGUGCUUUAUAAUGUUACCAUGUGUAGUCUGUGCUUGCUCUACAAGGUUUCCUAUGAACUUUUAAUUUAGUUAAAGACUCAAAUAGAAUUUUGUAAUUAUAUUUCAUUAGGCUUACUUUACAAGUUUGAAUCCUAAAUUUGCUAUUAUAUCAGCCUAAUCAAGUAUUUUCUUCCUUAUAGUAACCAUCUUCAUAAGACUUUGAAUUUUUGUCUCAAAGAUUCUUUCAUGUUAUGAGAGAGCUCUUGAAUUGUAUGAAACUAAGAAUUUUUAAGAAUUUCAUGAUCAAGUGCAAUACUUUGGAUAUUAUUCAUUGUCAACAUUCAAAAUAGUAGUCCAGCUUUGAUAAAAAUGUCAAUAGUGCUCUUCUAAAUAAUGUAAAGUAGAAUUGAUUUGUCUAAAACCCAAAAACAUUCUCUCAAGUGAAUGCUGCCACUUCUUUACAAAAUCUGUCGUUAGAGUUUAGUUUAAUGACUAUAUCCAUGCUGUGAAGCAUAUAAAGCUUAUUGAUUCAAAUUAUAUUUUCAAAUUCUGCAUGUUAAUUAAGAUACAUUAUUUUUAUUCAAAUUCUGCAUGUUAAUUAAGAUACAUUAUUUUUAUUCAUAAUGUGUAGUACUCCUUACAGAAAGCAUCAAAAGGUAAUUUAUUUGGCUAUCAAACUUUCACUGACUGGACUUGCCACAGGAAAAUGAACUUGAGCAAAUAAAAGAUUGGAAUAAAUUACAGAUCAAAUUUUUAAAAGCUGAUGAUUAUCAGAUAUAAAUACCACAUAUAAAAAUAAUACUAAUACAUGCAAAAGUUUACAUGCACCCAAAAGUAAGAAAAUUAAGAACUAAAGACUGGAUAGCUAUGAUGCCAAGCUUGUGGAACUGCUUAAGAUUUCAAGCUAUGGUCAUCACUCAGGGUCAGGGUGAGACUAAUUUGACCCACGUGUCAAAUAUUACACAAGAUUGGAGGGAGAUGUAAGCAACCCUGAUUAUUCCCAGGAAUGUGCCAUUGUAUUGGAUGGAGUUGAUAAAUUAGUCCCCUGUUCCUUACUAAGUAAACAAAGCACUAAAUUUGAAGAAUUUGUUCAGAUAUUCCUUAGAACUAAUAAAAACACCAUGUGAAAAGAUUUUUUGACACCAUACAUAUAGAAUUAGUGUAUGUUUAAAUAAAAUAAUUACAAGAAUACAAACUGCAAAUUUAUCAGUACAAAUACAUAUGUAAUUGUAAUUACACCAAGACCAUAUCAGACUUAUUUGCAACAUUGAAGAUAGGCAAAGAAACAUGUUGCCAAGUACUAUUUGUUUCAAUGAAAUGUCAUAAAUUUGGUUAAAUGAAUUAUCCUUGCAGUGUAAUUCAUCAAGGUCUACAACAUAUGUUUCAUGAAAAUUAAUAAUUAAUUACUAAACACACUGCUAAGAGUUAAGGAAUACUAACAUUCAAUCAAGUUAUCAUUGACAAAAAUACUUGUUAUACCUUUGUUACUAUUCUGCAGUCAUUUACCAUUUAUCCUUCCCCUUUUAGAAACACCUUAAUGUUUUUUGUGCAAUCAAAUUAAUUUAGAUUUGUAAUCUAAUGAAAUACAGUGAUGUUUAUUUAUUGCUUUCAGCUUUCAAUAUAUUGAUGUACAUUUACAGUAUUAGACCGAGCAUGUAUUAAUGCCAGUCUCUGGCCUUUGUUUGUAAAGAUUUAGUUGAAAGAGGAAAAACUUUGGAAUGGUGAAUAGUUGCAACACUGUGUGUCUGCUUAAAUGCAGCAGCUUUACUGAACUGUGUGUGGGUUUUAAUAGUUCCCAUCCUUUUUAUAAUUGUGAAGCUUUUAAGUUUCCUUUGAUUUUAUAUCCACGAGUAAAGUAAUGGUACAAAAUAAACAGAGCAGCAAAGCUUCUUUUAUAUUUCUUUUCUCUUUCAAACUAAGCUUUUGCAUUAUGUGUCCAUCUUAUGAUCAUGAAUAUUUUGUAUCUAGUAUUGUUGUAUAAUCACUGUAUUAUUUACCCUUCUUUUCAAGGUGGCCUCACUACUGGAGAGGUUCCAACUGCCAUUAAUUCUCUUUAGCUUUGAUGUAGCUAUAGAAACAAGUACUGUACUCAAUGUAUUUUAUUUCAUAACUUUGGAUAAUCUUCAGAGCUUUAGGGAUUUCAUCCUGUGGCUUGAAAGUGAUGUUGUUAGUCUCAGAAUGGGAGUGAAGUGGAUGGUCUUGUACAUAGUAUGAAUGAUUCUGGUUCUUAUGUCAGUUCCUAGAAUAAAACUAUAUUGUUAGGUAAAUAAACCUGCAACAUUAGGACGUAGUAAUUACUAACAUAGCCCAAUACAACACACAUUACCACCACAUAUAUCUGGAUAUGAAGGAAAAGUUUGUGUGCCAAAUAAAGCCAUACCCUUUCUUUGCUUGAAACAUUUAGUACAUAUUGUUCUUGUAGCAUGGACUUAUGUUGAAUUUUGCUUGUCAUUUUCCGUUUCAGUAUGAAAGUAGUCAAGGCAUUUUGAGAUAAAAACUUGUUCAAAGCAGGCCUUUGCACAAUCUUCAUUAUACAGUUCAGAAAGGUAUUUUGCUAGUAAAUAGUAUACAUUUCUGAUAAAUGCUUGACCUCAAAACAAGAUAGGUCAAUUUUUCCCAUAUCUGAAGAAAGGAGGACUCGUUAGACAAGUGAUCAUAGUGCAAAUUUACCAUUGAUAGAGUAGUAGUUCAUGAUUUUCGAUAAAAUUUUUUCCCCCUCAGUUUGUAUAAUUGUCGUGGGUAACGUUAUAGUAUUUGAAAAAUAUUUGGAAGAUAGUUUACCAUUUAAUAACUAAUCAGGACUUGAAAUUUUAUUGUAAUGAUGGGUAUUUAAAUAUUUAUGACAUGAACAAAAGUCAAGGUAUCUGUGAAUUUUGAAUAUAAAAGAAACUGGAAAAUAAAAAUUUUUACAUGAAAAGGACAAAGUAACUGUUACCUUUCAUUUUUGUACUAAUUGUAACAUAACUGCUUGUGAUUACAACUGGACUAUGUAGGAUUUAUGGGAAGAUGUGCCAUUAUCGAGAACUAGUCAACAUGGUUAAAGCAGCAAAAAAUCAAAUACCUUAUCAUUGUGAAUAGUGUAGCUUUUGCAUAGGCCAGUAUUAAGAUCUACAAUAGCAUUUUAGCAAGGAAGGGAGGAAGUUGGCCAAAAAUGGCAAGAUGGCAUGAACAUGUUAGAAAAUAAUUUGAAAUGCUGAAGUACAUGGAUUGUACUGUAUAUUAUUCUCCAAACAGUUAUAUAUAUAUUAUAUGGGAGUUGAAUUAAUGUACAUGUGUACUGUACCUUUCAUUAUAUCUACAAAAUGUUUUGCCAUGAUUCAUUCACUUUUGAUGCUCAAUAGUGAUGGACAAAUUCAAGUAGCUUUGCUUCGAUGGGUUAGUAAAGAAUAAAAAGUUUCCAUAAGCCUCUGAAGAGCUAGCUAUAUGUGUACUUGAUUCAUCUUUGACGUAAAUGGGACCUGGGGCUGUUAUUCUCUGUACCUUGGGAUGUUCAAACAAAUUUAACACUGGAAUAUGUUAUGCAAUCAUAAAUGUUGCAAUUAUUUUGUUGCCAUAUAGUACGGCAUUAAUAGUAAAUAGUUUAUUGUAAUGAUUGAUAAUACUGUAUACUCAUUAAGUUGUUGGAUUUGCAUGUCAUCAGUUCUGUAUAUGAAAAUUGUAUUUAAUUUUUCUAUGACAUAUUCAUUAACCUCUGGAAAGCUGAUGUACAAUACUUUUCAUUAAGGGUAGAUAUUUGUAAAAUAGUGUAAAUACUUUAUAGAAAUCUUUUUAAACUGAACUAGUUGGAUUUUGUGAUGCUCGAUCAUACCCUUAAUUAGACUGAUAAUAGUAAUGGCAAAUAAUACUUCAUUGCUAUAAAGUUGAGACUUAUUGAGCAGUCAUGAAAUAAAUUAUUACUGAUA